GUUUGGAUCUGAUUUUGGAGGUGGCCUGGGUGGCGAAGAUGCCGCAGCUCAACCCCUACGCUGAUGUGUUUGUGCCCCGCCUGUGGUCAUCCUCCGCACACUAUGGCCAGGACGUACUCAAAGGUACACACGCCAGGGAAAACCCUUCCCGCCAUCCCAUCCAUCUAUCCAUCCAUCCAUCCAUCCAUCCAUCCCUCUCUCUAUACCUCCCUCCUCAGGUGUGUACGAGCCCAACGUUCCGGUGAUCCCCUUCUCGUCCAUGCUGAUGUCUAACGCCUCGAACACGCUGGAUGACGUCAAUGACAAUUCUGGCAGCUCACCGCCACACGGACUUGCCUCCGCUCUGGUAGGUAUGGUGCGCAUCAACACACGAAACAUUGCAGGUUCCUACUUACCCUUUCUGCCUGUUUGUUGCAGGCUCGUUUGGACGGCGAGGGUGCCCACGGUGUGGCGACCACUCUCACCUUCCUUCUGCAGCCGCCGGCCGACACACACUACAAGAAGGACCAGCUGGACCUCAUGGCGCCCGCUGAGGACGGCCAGCAGCAGCACCGUGUGACGACCCCCAGGAGCGACACCACAGACGCCGGCAGCACCAACAUGAGCAUCAGCAUCGACGACUAUCACACCGCGACCGACGCACCCCUAGGCCUGACCGCCGACAUGCUGCCUGAAGUGAAGGGGUGUGGCGGUGGGGCCGGGUCCUGGCUGGAGGGAGUGAUGCAGAUGGGCGCCGGUAGCACGGUGCUCGGUUGCAAUGCGUUCCACGCCACCAAGGCAGUGACGCUCGAGUGGGAUAUGCUGGAGUGAGCGAGAGAGUGGGGGAGUGAGUGGCUGACAGACACAUCCACACACACAUCCACACUUUUUUUCGUGCCUUCACGACUUGCUGGCUGGCUGAACGGCAGACUGGGAGGGCGACUCACUCGCACACACACACGUGGAUUGAGGACUGGAUGGAUGGAUGGAUGGAUCCAUGGAAGGGUGGAGGAGUGUCAAGUGGCUGGUGGACCGACACGUGUGUGUGUGUGUGUGCGAAUGAUCGGCCUCAUUAUUUCGAUUGGAAUCGACAUUCG
Molecule: messenger RNA, 1076 nt
Organism: Vitrella brassicaformis
Lineage: Eukaryota; Vitrellaceae
Source: the annotation of a GenBank genome assembly